Messenger RNA from Puccinia triticina, 1395 nucleotides. RefSeq lists its product as uncharacterized. The transcript has 3 exons. The record is from RefSeq and is a predicted model, not a curated record. Gene Ontology annotation, cellular component: lipid droplet. Gene Ontology annotation, molecular function: lipase activity. Lineage: Eukaryota; Fungi; Basidiomycota; Pucciniomycetes; Pucciniales; Pucciniaceae. The coding region runs from base 1 to 1395 and encodes 464 amino acids. Gene Ontology annotation, biological process: lipid storage.
AUGGCCACGGCCGGAAAUAGCAGCACCGUCCCUGAUUCUAAAGAUAGCCAGACUGGCUUGAGAGAUAACCUCAGGAAGCUCUUGACAUCUUACCGAUAUCCCGGCUAUCCACCCACUGAUCUAUCGAUUCACUCUUCGUUCGACCAGCCCUAUCUAAAAUUUGAUAGUUCUAGGAACUGCUUCAGCUAUCCAUCCGACGAUGAAGCUCCGUUGGACUCUGCGAAGCCGACCGGGGGUAGAGCGACCCCGCGAAUAAUUGUUUACAUGAUCCCUGGAAACCCCGGCUUGGUGGAAUUUUAUGAACAGUUCCUCUCACUCUUGUGUGCGUCUUUCGAUCAGGUCGGCGGAUGUGAAAUCGUCUGUAGCGGUCAUCUCGGUCAUUCCUUGCGACAUAACUCCAACUUGGACUUCAGAUUCUUGGAAAACUUCAAGCUGUGGAAACUUUUCCAGUCCUCGAACCAACCUCUUCCAUCUACUCCUCCCCAACUCGGUGGUAGCUCCUUAGAUGAUCAAAUUGAGUAUCAUUCUGAGAUUGUCGGCAAAAUUAUUCAUCAAGGAAUCGGUGAUCCUACUAAAACGAAGCUAGUCGUCAUCGGACAUAGUGUUGGUGGACAUAUUGCUACAAAGGUACUUGAAAGAUACCCCGACCAGGUGAUGCACAUCAUCGGCCUGUUCCCGACGAUUUCGCAUAUUGCCCGAUCACCCAACGGGCUCCGAUUGUCACCCUUAUUUUCGCCAAUUCUACUACCAUUCAUCAACAUGCUCCAAAUCCUAGUUUCUUUGGCUCUACCCAAGAUGAUUAUCUGCCGUCUGAUUACACUCUACUAUAACCCCAUCAGUGGAACCAGAAGCGAAUCUCGACCAGCUGCUCAAGGCCUCCCGGGAAGCGGAAAGAAGGCCGAUGAUACCUCGGAACAGAACUUGCUGAUCAUGCUCAAUUUCAUCUUGAAUAUCAAUUGUGUCUCGGCAGUCUUGAAGAUGGCUCGAUCAGAGAUGGAAUCGAUUUGUGCAUUAGAUACCAAGUUCAUCCAUCUAUUCCAUCAACAGCUGACAUUAUUCUGGACAAGUCAUCAGGCAGAUGAAUGGGUAGGCGAGACCGAAAUCACGGAAAUCAUCGAGCUUCUGAGUCUGCACCCUGACACUUCUCCAGAUAAUGUAAAUAAUACAAUCAAUCAUCAACAUCGUGUCGUUCCCUCUCAUCUCAAUCAGUCCUCCAUCCUGUUUGGGGACAAGUCAAUAGACUCUCAAUCUCAAGUUAAACCUUCCGGCAAAAUUCCGUCCUGGAAGAGAAUGGAUGAAGGGAUACCACAUGCGUUUUGCUUGAAGGAUAAUGAAGUGAUGGCUAAAGAAUGUAGUGCACUGAUCCAGCAAAAAUUGUCCAGUUUUAAUCCUUGA